CAUUCACAGUCGACAACGUACGACGUUUUUGUGUUACAUUUCCCACGAUGCACCAGGAGAGCGUUUUUCAAUAGCUCUGUUGUUUUGAGCUGCAGAGAAGCUGAUGUUGAGAAAGGCCACAGCGUUGGCUGUUGCCAAAGAGGCAGUCGGACACGAGUAUUCGGGAAGAACCUCUAUCUGGAGAUACGUAUUCAUUGCGAAAUACAUUAAUACACCUUCAAGGUUAAAUAAAGCUCAAUAAAAUAUGGGUCUUUAUUUACUAGCACAUCUCCCGAAAGGCCUGUGAGUGUCUGCAAGUCACCCACUCGUGUCUGCAAGUCACCCACUCGUGUCUGCAAGUCACCCACUCGUGUCUAAGGAGGAUUCCUCCCCCGUCAACUGAUCCGCACCACUGCCAUGCAAUGACAGCGGCCACGGCAACUCCGCAGCAGAUGAGAGACCGGCUGAUGCAGGCCAUCGAUGGCCAAAACAAUCAGAUCUGCAACAUGGUAGCUGUAAUGGAUGUCAUUUCCUAUUUGGAGAAAUAUCCCAUCACCAAAGAAGCACUUGAGGAAACCCGCCUUGGCAAGCUGAUCAACGACGUAAGGAAAAAGACAAAGGAUGAGGAUCUUGUCAAGCGUGCAAAGAAGCUCCUGCGCACCUGGCAGAAGCUGAUUGAGCCUGGGCAGAGUGAGGCACAGUCCAAGGGGCAUAGAGGGCCGCCAGGCGCUGCCAAUGGUGCUAACAACCCCUGCCGGACGGCUGUCUCCCCUCCAGCUGCCAUCCCGCCUUCGGAUAAAAUGGUUUCGGAGCUCAAGAGUAGAAAUGACUUCAACAACUGUUAUUCUCCCAAAGCAGAAAAGUCAGGCAACCGAAAACGCAAAGGGGAGCAGAGGGAUGGACAGCACCUACCAGCGAAAAUCUCUAAAAAAACAGCCUAUGAAAGAACACGAAACUCACGGCUGCCAAUAAAUGGAAUUGGGGCCAGUCCCAAGGCUUUUAUGGACACACUUGAUGCUCAUUCACAUCCAAAAUCAGACAAGGAUGGUGCUGAUCAUCUUGACGACAGACUCAACAAAAUUCCCAUCAACGCUGUCAAACCUCACCCUAGCUCACCGGGACUUGCCAAACCUCCUAGCACUUCCGCAUUGCUCAAAACGGCCGUGUUGCAACAGCAAGCCAAAAUGGACCUGGUUGCUUCAGGAAGGGGGCAACAUCAGCCCAAAAGCCCCCACAGAAACUCGUAUAGUCCCAGAAGUACGAAACAGGAUGUGGUUGUUAAACUGUCUGCACCAAAAGCAACAACUCUACUGAGCCCUGCUCAGAGUCCCAGGGUUAUGGACAGCUCUGGACUGGAGCCCUCUUCUUUGCCUUCUCCACAGCCUUUAACCUCAUGUAUCCAGGGUUCCCUCACUGUUGGGCCUCCGCCUGCAGAGUCCGCCCUUCAUCAGGACGGACCGGCAGACGUGGACCAACGCCUUCAGCACAGUACCAGCAUAGUACCUCUGCACAACUCAAAAGCCACGUCACGCAGCAAGGUGAAGGCGGAGGGCAAUGGUGCUGCCACUAGCACAGUGAGAAAGAGGAACAAAUACAGGUCCAGAGACUACACAGUGAACUUGGGUGGGCAGCCCACGGAAGAGAGCACAAAACCAUGUAGAUUAAAAGACCGUAGACUUACGUUUGACCCUGUAACAGGGCAGAUAAAAUCCUGGACCCACAAAGAGUCUUACCCAGAAUGGGAGGCUACAGUGGUGCCGGUCACACCAGAACCUCGGACAGAACUGCUCAAGCGGAAUCAAUAUGCACAGAAUACCCCUGUUACUCCCAGUCCAUUCCAACAGACCAACUGGAAAGAGCUGUCAAGGAAUGAAAUCAUCCAGUCUUACCUUAACCGUCAAAGCAAUGUGCUCACUUCAUCUGGGGCUCAAACCUCUGGGGCACACUUUUUCAUGAAAGAGGCCAGAAAAACACACGUGCUGGUACCAAAUAUCCCUGACACGGACUUACCUGGGGUGAGCCGAGAGGUCAUAAACGAGGACCUCGACAGAAUACACAAAGAGCACUGGCCUGGGGUGAACGGGUGCCAUGACACCAAGGACAACUGGUAUGAUUGGACAGAGUGCAUAUCCUUAGAACCACAUGGGGAUGAGAGCAAACUGAACAUUCUGCCAUAUGUCUGCCUAGACUGAGAGUUUAAUGAGCUGUGGUUUCUGAAUUAAGAGGGAUAAAUAGCGCCUUCCUUUGCUCCCUUCUUGAGGGUUGUGUAAGUUUGGAGUGCAAAAAGGCACUUGUCGGUGGUAGAACCUGCUCACUCCUUUGCAGAGAUGGUGUAAGAGAGGCCUUGCUAAUUGUGCUGUCUAUAAAAAGCAAUAGCUGAUCAGUGUUCGAUGGGAGACAGCUCAGCUGUAGCAUCACUGAAGUUCUUUGAGUGGAAAGGUUCCAUGCAUUGUGUGCAAAAUGCAAAGAGUUUAAGGUGCCCUGUAACUUUAUUAAGGAACCUGUUUGGCAGGUACAAGCUGGCAAAGAGAGUGAAAUGUGUGGUUAUCAUGUAUGCAUUUAUUUAUCUGGACUUAUUGUCACUAAUUUGUUAGUUACAUACAUGUGCAAAACAACUUUCAUUGAAGUCACUUAUUCAAUCAGUUCUGCUUCUCAGAUAUGGUAAACCUGUGCUUUGCAUAUUUUCUCACAAAAAUGUAUGUUUAACGCGGUAGCAACAUUCCAUACCAUAAUACAACUAGAACGGUUCUUGCCCGAACUCCAAUUUAUAUUAAUAUACCGGACAACAAAAUUGCAAUUGCAAACCAGAUGCUAAAACAUUGCAACUUUGUACUGUGAGGAAAAACAGAAAAAAAAACAGAAAAAUAAAUUGUUUAUAUGCUGGAAAUAUACUUGUUACCAUUCCUUUAGAUAUUGUUUGCCUUGUGGAAACCAAUUUGUUUCCUAAAAUGGAGCCUUAGUGAAUGUAUAGAAAUGUGCCAUUUGUGUUCAGUUGAAUGCAGGAGAGAACAUAUUUGAUACUUGGUCCUUUUUAAAUGGACACAUUGAUACAGUAUGUGUUAAUAAAUACAAUGCAUAAAUUGUGAA
Messenger RNA from Oncorhynchus kisutch (coho salmon), 3066 nucleotides. Its product is annotated as mediator of RNA polymerase II transcription subunit 26. The record is from RefSeq and is a predicted model, not a curated record. Lineage: Eukaryota; Metazoa; Chordata; Actinopteri; Salmoniformes; Salmonidae. Gene Ontology annotation, biological process: positive regulation of gene expression; regulation of transcription by RNA polymerase II. Bases 402 to 2171 code for a protein of 589 amino acids. Gene Ontology annotation, cellular component: core mediator complex; nucleus; mediator complex. Gene Ontology annotation, molecular function: transcription coregulator activity. The transcript has 3 exons.